UGUGCGCCAGUCGCUGGCAGGCCUGCUGACGACGGCGUUCUCCAACCUGACGCAGCGCCAGAUCGAGGUGUUCGUUGAGGGCCUGUUCAAGUUCAACGACGAGUUUGAAAAGUUCCGCACGCAUGUGCGCGACUUCCUGAUCCAGACAAAGGAGUUCGCCGGCGACGUGGCCGACCUGUACCUGGAGGAGACCGAGCGCGAGCUCGAGGCCAAGAGGCAGGAGGAGAAGGAGAAGGCCAAGGCAAUUCCGGGCAUGAUCAAGCCCAGCGAGAUGGAGGAGUAGAUGCGGCAGAGCCCAGGCUUCCCGGUCGUUGAUCUUGAUUCGAUUUCCAUUUUCUGUGAUGAGUAAAAUUUUCAAACUUUUUUUCGCUGGGGAAAGUUGCUGGUGUUGGGAUCGCUGAGGGCGCGCGCUUCUUUUAUUCCUGCUCAGCAAAAUACCCUUCUAUUUCAAUUCAUACAGCAGCAAUGGCAACACUCUACAAGACGGCAAAGACAGAAUACAAGGACGUCGAGGACCUCAUUGAGGAGAAGGACAAGCGCUCAAACAUCAAGCAGCGCGUGCUGAUGGUGGCGAGCCGCGGCGUGACGUUCCGGCACCGGCACCUGAUGAACGACCUGGAGGCUCUGCUGCCGCACUCGAAGAAGGAGUCCAAGGUCGAGGCGAAGCAGGACAUGGACGUGCUAAACGAGCUGGCCGAGAUCCACAACUGCAACAACGUGUUUUACUUUGAGGCGCGGAAGCACACUGACCUGUAUUUGUGGAUGUCGCGCGCUCCGUCGGGCCCGAGCUUCAAGUUCCACGUGCAGAACAUCCACACGAUGGACGAGCUGAAGAUGACGGGCAACUGCCUGAAGGGCUCGCGGCCGAUCCUGUCGUUUGACUCGAACUUUGAUUCGCAGCCGCACCUGCAGCUGCUGAAGGAGGUGUUUACACAGACAUUUGCUGUGCCGAAGGGCGCGCGCAAGAGCAAGCCGUUCUUUGACCACGUAUACACGUUCAGCAUUGUGGACAACCGCGUGUGGUUCCGCAACUUCCAGGUUGUCGAGAAGGACCCGGAGACCGGCGGCGACAUGGGGAAGGACGCGAAGCCGACGCUGGUCGAGAUUGGGCCGCGGUUUGUGCUGAAUCUGAUCCGCAUCUUUGAGGGCAGCUUUGGCGGACCGACGCUGUACGAAAACCCAAGGUACAUUUCGCCGACGGCUGUGCGCUCGGCUGUGCGCAACCAGAAGGCGACCAAGUAUGAUGCCCACCUGGCAGCCAAGCAGGAGCGCGAGGCGCGGCUCAAGGAGAACCCGCUGCCGGUGGAUCCGCUCAAGGAUGUGUUCAACUAGGCGCUUCUACAAUAUAUCGGUUCACCGAGCCUAGAGGGUAUGUGGGAGGCAAUGUUGGUUAAAAGAUAGUGAAUGUU
Linderina pennispora is the source of this 1409-nucleotide messenger RNA. Its product is annotated as Brix-domain-containing protein. Gene Ontology annotation, cellular component: nucleolus. Gene Ontology annotation, biological process: ribosomal large subunit assembly; rRNA processing. Bases 466 to 1332 code for a protein of 288 amino acids. The transcript has a single exon. NCBI's taxonomy places the organism in Eukaryota, Fungi, Kickxellomycota, Kickxellomycetes, Kickxellales, Kickxellaceae. Gene Ontology annotation, molecular function: rRNA binding. The record is from RefSeq and is a predicted model, not a curated record.